Molecule: messenger RNA, 1149 nt
Organism: Schistosoma turkestanicum
Lineage: Eukaryota; Metazoa; Platyhelminthes; Trematoda; Strigeidida; Schistosomatidae
Source: the annotation of a GenBank genome assembly
UGUUUUAUUCUGUCAACGAUCUUGAUACAUUUUGAUUGUGCAUAUUUCAAAAGCUAAUUAGCCCCGAGGACUUGUAAUGUCGGAGCCCGUAAGAGUUCUUUUGACAGGUGCAGCUGGGCAGAUAGGGUAUUCCCUAGCCGGAAUGGUUGCCCGUGGUGACAUGUUCGGGCCUAAUCAAGAAGUUAUUUUGCAUCUGUUCGAUCUUGAACAAAUGAUAGAAUCUUUAAAAGGGCUUGAAAUGGAACUCCAAGACUGUGCAUUUCGUCUUUUAAGGAGUGUAGUGGUCACGCAUGUGCCAGAAGUAGCAUUUGAUCAAAUUGAUGUUGCCCUCAUGGUUGGGGCUAUGCCACGAAGAGAAGGGAUGGAACGUAAAGAUUUGCUCAAUGCCAAUGUGAAUAUUUUCAAGCAACAAGGACAAGCUUUAGACAAGUAUGCUAAAAAGACCGUUAAAGUGGUAGUUGUGGGUAAUCCUGCCAAUACGAAUGCACUCGCACUCAUGAAAAACGCUCCUUCCAUUCCUAGAGAAAACUUCAGUGCUCUUACAAGACUUGACCACAAUCGUGCUCAGUCAUUUAUAGCCAAACGGUUGGGAGUUCCAUGUGACUGCGUAAAGAAUUGUAUUAUAUGGGGAAACCACAGCAAUACACAGUUUGUAGAUGUAAGUCAUGCUGUAGUAAAGCAAGAUGGGAAAGAAAUCCCUGUCACUGUUGCAAUCAACAAUGAUGACUGGAUAAAAAAUGAGUUCCUGGGUGCUAUCCAAAAGCGCGGAGCUGCUGUCAUAGCAGCCCGGAAACUUAGUAGUGCAUUAUCUGCUGCUAAAUCUGUUACAGACCACGUGCGUGACUGGUGGUUUGGAACAAAGGAGGGCGAGUGGGUAUCGAUGUCUGUGAUCAGUGAUGGUUCUUACGAUGCUCCGAAAGAUGUUAUUUUUAGUUUUCCUGUUCAAAUCAAGAACGGCAAGUGGACCAUCGUUCAGGGUUUGAAGCUUGAUGAAUGGGCUAAAAGCAAGUUCGCUAUAUCAGCAAAUGAGCUCAAGGAAGAACGUAUCGCAGCUGGUCUUGACUUCUAAUUUUCUACAAUAUGAUGUCAAUGUCCUGACUUCUGUAAUGGUUAAUUUUCGUAGUCUUUAUUUUUGACAUUACAUUUGUU